This is a messenger RNA of Protopterus annectens (West African lungfish), 1317 nucleotides long. Its product is annotated as olfactory receptor 52K1-like. Lineage: Eukaryota; Metazoa; Chordata; Ceratodontiformes; Protopteridae. The transcript has 3 exons. Gene Ontology annotation, biological process: G protein-coupled receptor signaling pathway. Gene Ontology annotation, cellular component: membrane. Gene Ontology annotation, molecular function: G protein-coupled receptor activity; olfactory receptor activity. The record is from RefSeq and is a predicted model, not a curated record. The coding region runs from base 1 to 1317 and encodes 438 amino acids.
AUGCGAUUUAUGCAGUCUAGUCAGACGUUAGACAGCAGCCAGCUGCAAGACAGGGACACUGAAAUGCUUCAAAAGUCAGAUUUCACUGAGUUGCCAAGCAGUCUUUCCAGACAAGGCGAGAGUGACAGUCCCUGCCAGAGUUCCAGAGAUGCUUACUGUAAGGUAGACAUUGAGAAUACUGUUAUUGGAUGCAAGAAGAUUGUCAUCUUGGGCCAUUCAUAUAUCCAAUGUGCAGUGCAGAGGGCAGCAGUUAUGAUGGAUGGAAAGGACUUGGGUUUGCGAAGAUUGGGUGGACAGUUAGUUGGCUUGGGAUUAAAGCACAGCACAAGACCAUAUUUUAAACGUGAAAGUAAUUUUGAAGCAAUUCCUGAACGGUGUGAACAAGGAAAAAUGAACACUACAAUUCUAUCCCCAGAUCAGUUUGUUCUUUUUGAUUUUCCAGGGUUUCAGGGCUGGAUAUCUAUUCCUUUUUGUAUAAUAUAUAUCAUCACAUUAUUAGGCAAUGUCAUUAUUCUGAUAAUUAUUAGUAGUGAAGAAAGACUACAAGAACCAAUGCAUAUAUUUAUUUGCAUGCUGGGUGUUGCAGAUCUUGCAUUAAGCAGUUCAGUUUUGCCGAGAAUAAUAAUAAUGUUAUGGUUUGAUAUUAACAACAUUAGCAGAGAAGGCUGUUUUAUCCAACUCUUUUGCAUCUUCUUUUCUGCAAUUGUUGCAUCUUCUUUUCUAGUUGCUAUGUCUUUUGAUCGAUACUUUGCAAUUUGCUACCCUUUAAGGUAUUCAGCUAUAUUUUCAAAUUCUACUCUUAAAAAGACUGCGAUGUUAUGCAUUACACGGAGUUUAAUUUUUGUUACCCCAAUGCCUGUACUUGCUUCCAGUGUAUCAUACUGUAGGUCAAAUAACCUUGUUACUUCUUACUGUGACUAUGAAUCACUGAUAGAAAUUAGCUGCACAAAAUCUGUGUUACAUAGUGUAUAUGGACUGGUGAUUGCAUUCAUUGGAAUAACUGAUGUUUUUUUUAUUAUACUGACAUACACUAUGAUUCUUGUAAAUGUAUUAAAAUUAGCUUCUGUGAAGAAUGGUACUAAAGCUUUAAGUACAUGCAGCUCCCAUCUCAUUGUUGUGCUUUUAACUUACACAACAUCCACAUUUGCUGCUGUUAUGCAUAGAUACACACAAGAUAUUUCAGACACCUUGCUUGCAACACUGUCCUGUUUGUAUAUUAUACUGCCCGGAAUGCUUAAUCCAAUAAUUUAUGGCAUGAGGACCAAAGAAAUAAAGAAACAUGCUUUAAAACAUUUUAAACUUAAUAAAGGCAGAUAA